UCUCUCUCUCUCUCUCUCUCUCUCUCUUUCUAACUCUGCCUUUCAGAUAAAUAAACAUUUUUUUCCUACUAAAAACCAAUGUGUGGGGUAAAUAAAAAAUGGGAAGUUUUAGCCACCGUGACUUUUUUAGGGGCUUCUUUUGCUAUAGUUGGGUGAAGUGACCGCAGAGCCUGAACUAUUGGAGAGCAAUGUGGCAGCUGAGGACCCAGACCCUUGAGUGCAGUGCUAUGACUAGAUAGCAAUGCCACUGUACCCUCAGGGGGUAAGCUCCAUCCUUUGUCCUCGGGCAUCAUUCUUUAUAGAUGUGUGGAAAACCGCAGCCUGCUUCCCCUCCAUGCUUUGGGGUACAGGGCCCUUCAUUCCCAAGAUGAAUACGUUUUUUCAAAACAGCCAUGCCCCACUCUCUCCAUUCCCUUUUAAGUCCUGAAGGGGACCCCUACAGCGAACACUUUCCAGUGGGGGGAUAGUGUGUGGAGCUUAGGAGACCAGAGUUGAACGGCCGGGAACAGAUUCCAUGCUGCCUCGGAAAGCCAGUUCUCUGCACAUCCCGACUCUUAACUCCUCCACACCUGGCUUUAGCUCCCAGCCGUCCCUCUGAUCCCCUCAAGUGGCAGGGGCAAGCAUCUCAGGUCCCUUUCUUCGCCAGAGACUUCUAGAACAUUUCUUUACCAUCUUGGAAUGCACUACGUGAUUUUGAAAUAAUGUACAGAUAGCAGGGUUUGGUCCUUUAAGUUUCUGUCCUUUCUCAAGAUACAGCCGGAAAACAAAGAUAGAAAUCUGCCUGUCCCUGCUGGCGAAACCUGACUACAAAAGAGGUUUGCUUGUCUUUAAAUGGCCAGGGCACAUGGAGUCACAUGCUUUGAAACCAAUUAGCAGCACGGAUGAGCUAGUCAGUCCUGCUCAUUUAGAGGGCGGGGGAAGGGUACAAGUCACAUACUUUGUGUUUUUAAGUGUUUCUGAGAAAUGAAGACCUCCAGGGCAGAGAGAAGGCGGAUCAGGAAAUAACUAUGCAAACCACAUACCUAUCAUAUUACUAAAACUUUGAUUAGGGGCAUUAACAAUUGCUUCAGCACUCACAGGUAUGAAACGGGAGUGAGUAAGACUGGGCAUGUUUUGGAAGGGAUUACAUGAGUGUUUACUUACAUGCUUUGGUGAGCACCGAAUGUGGUCCACGGCUGUUCUGGACUUACACUGCCUGUGCAGCCCAGGUAGGACACACGCAGGCACACAUUCCACUCUCCUUGGGGACUCUUGUGGAUCUCAGUGACUUGGAAAAACAGCCAAAGGUACUAGACCUCAGCACAACUCUUCACCCUUCCAGGUGCUAGAAUAGGGACCUGGAUUCCGUGGCAGCAUCUAGAGCCUUGGAAGUGCCCUGUGGUGGUCAAUGGUUCAAAACACCCAGAGGAAUGGCUUAGGCUAAUGCGAUCUUGGAAACGCAAAGUGCAGGGCGUUAUACGGCUCUGACAUCAAAUGCAGUGAGGGUGUUCAUUCCCCUGGUCGUUGUUCAGGGCUGCAUGGGAUUGACAGCAUCGGAAAGUUGGGGAAAGCUGGAAUUUGUCUCCAAAGUCUGGGCUGACAACACUGGGCUCCUCUUUUUAAUGCCUUUAUUUUUCUGUCAGAACAAUUUCAAAAUAAUAACAAUCUUGUGGCAUUGUCUUCCCACGUCUAUUGCUUAAAAAUUCAUCAACUAAGUUAGAAUGCCCCUCAAGGUCAAGUUGUGCUCAUUAAUGGUACUGUAUUUUCAUCUCUCAGACAAUAGGGUUGCUUCGCCAGUGUUUUCUGUUGAGUGUGGAAGACUGUUUAUGGGAAAACACAAUCAAAAUACAUUUCAACAUUUUGAAAUCAACACAUUAUUAGUGUUUUCUGAACUCACAUGAAGAUCCAAUCAACUAAAUAGAAGUUGAGUCCCAGUGGGUCAUGGAUGAGCUGUAAACUAUGGAUUUGAAGGGGGAACUUUUAGGGAAUCAUUUAUGAAUUUUUAAGUUGAAAUGUGAGUUUGAAUUGAAAGCCAAAAUGAGGCCUGAGAGCUCCUACUCUCCUCCCUCCCCCCUCACAUAUUUGAAAACUGAAAUUCUGUAAGAGAUUAUCUGUGAAAUGCCUUUCUUUUAUUAUGCCCAUAAAUUUUAGGAGUGGCUUUGAUCAAGCCUUCUGCCAUUCUCGGUUUCUAAAUCUUUUAUUCAUACGUUAAUAACUUUAAAAACAUUCAUCCUAUUUUUGUUAUAGUGAAAGAGGAAGUGUCUAAAUAGUCAAAAGGGAAACAUUGAAAAUAGAGCACACUAAAUGAUAACUAAAUUAGGGUAGGGCUUUUUUUUUUUUUCCAGAAAGAGCAGUGCUCCAUGCUGAAACCUGCUAGGGUAUUUUAAGAUUAUUGUCUGUAAAGAAAAUGUACCAGACUUGAGGGCCUCAUAGGAAAGGCAUUACAGAAAUGCAAACUAUUAUCAGAAACACAAACUAUGCAUAGGACAAUGUUUGUGAGUACCUAAUACUUCAGGCAGUGGCUCUCUUUUGUUUUUUUGGCUCUCAUGUAAAACACACACACACACACACAUUCAUGUACAACUUGCAAAUAUGAGUUACACUCUGCCAACUUCCUCUAGACAUGGACCCUGGGGGAUCAAACUCUUAGGAAAAUUAUGCCUGUUUUUCCAUUGCCCUGCUUCCAAUCCCCACCAAUCAGCAAGUCCUAUCUGAGAGUCUCUCGAGAGACUACGAAGCUGCGUUAGCAACAAAAUCCUCUCUGUAAAAUGGGAAGAAAGGGUUGUUAACUGAUGAGUCAAUCCCAUUUUUAUAGCAGUUUAUCUUUGUGGUAUUUCCAAGAGCACAAAUGCUAUUUAAAAAAAAAAAAGUCAUGACAGGAAGAACACAGUAGGGAAAAAAAACAGGAACAUUGAAGCCAAAAGCAAUUGACUCUGCCAGUAACUGGUUACAUUUCCUUUGUUUUAUUAUUAUUAUUGCAAAAGUUGGGGUUGAGAUGAAAAGUUUCUCACACCUGCACUGUCGAGACGCAUAACUUGUCGGAGGCCACGGUGAAGAAAAUUACAUAAAUGCCUCUACAACUCUGAGCUGCCAGACACUUUAAGGAAACAAACAAACUUGUUUGCGUUGCAUUGUUCAUAACACUGCCUAUAAUUCAUUCCUAUGUGGAGGAGUUCUUAAAAAUGGGUGAGAUGUCAGAGUAGCCCAGAGCACUGGAGGCAGCUUGAUUCUCCUGGGAUUAACACCUAUUGAAAUAGCAGUGACUUCACAAAGGUGAAGGCUUGUUAAUUUCUUGGCACAGAGUAUGAGAGGCAGAUGGGCAGUCAGAAAAGAUUCUUUAACAGAAAGAACAGUAAUUUUUCAUUGAUUAGGACAUAGAACCAGCAACCCACUGCAGAGGCUAAUGUGUAUAUGAUGCUCCAAGUUCAGUGACAUUAGUAAAUUUCAGUGAAAGUCUUAACACCUCGAUGGGACCCUGCUGGCCAUCAAGUCUAUGGGAUUUUGGUUGCUUCUCAAGAGUGUGUUUAUUAGGGGAAAGCUUUAUCCAGUCCACGUUAAUAUGAAUGCCUCAUCAUGAGGCAGAAAGAAGGAGAGGGGAGAAUGAACACGUAUGCUGUGUGCUAAAAGCAGACUCUGAAUGAAAUCUCCCUUGGGUUGGAAUCUUAACUGCUUCCAAGAAACCUGUUGAGUGGCCCAAGACAGGUCAUUUCAUCUCUAUCUCACCUUCUUGAUCUGUACAAUGGGGAUAAUUAUACCUUUGUCAUUGACUUGUUGUGACAAAGUACUCCAAGAAGGGACUGACUCAGAGAAAGUGCUCCGUGUUUGCUUCUCUAGGUAUCCAUGCAUAAUAUCAGCAACACUGCUGCAAAGGGCAUUUAUGGGACUCUGCAAUGAGCCAGCCUGGGGCUGGGCCAGGGGUUAUGGAUACCUGUGGAGAGUAACCGUGCGUUGAUUGCUUACACUAUGGUGUUAUUAAAGAAGAUAGCAGGGAGGUGCUGCUGGCUUGUGGGGGAGGGAAGGAGGUUGGCCUCACCAAGAGUACCCAGCUGCUCUCCUGCCCCAGCAGGACUCUGGGUCUCUCAGCAGGAAUGGCCAGGGCCACGGCAGGUAUAGAUCAUGCAGGACAGCCAGAAGAAGGUGGGGCUGUUUCUAAUGCCAAAGAACUAAAGUCCAGAGCUCCAGCUGACCCCUGACCGGCAUCACAUCCUAAUGUAUUCAGUCACCAGCCUGGCAAAUGAUUUGUUUCCAUGACCCUGGAGUGGGGGGAGGGGGGAAAAGAGGUGCUCUGAAGGCCUGAAUCUAGCCAUUUUUUUUAAGUCCUUAAGCUUUACCUGAGGUCUCCUGCUUCCAAAAAUGUCUUUAAUUGUGUCUUGGGGGGUUGCCAUCGCAUCUGGCACUCCAUUCUCCCCAGACUUUGAACACUGAAGCUCCUUAGCACAUCUGGGCAUUACAGGUGGAACAAGCUGAGAGUCCUGAAAUGCCAGACCCCAUGGCUUCAGGGUAACCAAGAACCAAAGGCUUUCAGGUCUCCCAUAUCAAUCACCCACAGGAUCUCCUAUUGUUGCCUUAGGGUGCCAGAGCCAAGUCGUCAGCAGAAAAUGUGGGGGCAGCAGUUAGGUGCCUUGGGUGACGAGUGUCCCAUGUGGUGAGUUGGCAGGCCCAGUCAGUGAGGCCCAGAAAGAGGACCAUGUAGGCAUCUUUAAUUCCAUUAGUCACUUGCUCAUUCAACAGUCUUGUUAUGCAAUGCUGCCGGCUGGGUGUUGUGCUGGGGCAGAUGAAAGAUGAAUCUGGCACGGUCUUGCCCAGCCUAGUGCAAUAAUACACACACACACACACACUCCAGGGAACUUAGUGACAGGUUCCUCAUGAGAAGGACUAUUAAAAGUACACAAGGGAGACUAAAGGAAGGGCGUGAGUGUGAGCACUGAACAGCCAAUAGCAUUCACCUAGACAUACCUGCCUUGGCCAUGCACUUGCUUUUUUUUCUCUUGAUCACGUCAUGAUCACACAGCAUUGAAGCUGGUGUGGGUAGAAUAUUAGGCACUAGCUGGUCUGUUCUAAGUUUGUCAUUCUCAGAAUCCGCACGGGGAAAGACAUGUGCUUUUCUGGAUUUUGAAAACAGCUCAAAGAAUGGAGAAAAUAGAUCCGGCUGGGGGGAGAGAGGUCUCAGCAGUUCCCGGAAGCUUUGCUGUCAGUGUUUAAAAGAGCAUGCUCAGUGCAAGUUCUCAAAAAGGCCUUGGGGAUCGGAAAGCUCUUCUGGAAACAAAUGCCUUUUACGUUUAAGUGCUUUUCACCAAAAUGCUAGUAGCUAGGGAAGAUGGAAGUAACACGCGGUAGAACAGAGACAAUAUUGUUUCGAUUCUGUUCCUCAGUGCCUUCCCACCUGCUCUGAGCGAGUAUUUUGAUAAGGGACAUGAAAAGGAUAUCUUUCCCUGGAAGUCAUUAAAGUCUUAGCACUUGAGUCAGCUGUGGAAACACAAAGUCUCCUGGACACAAUGGUCCACGCCUCGGCUCCGGGCCGUGGCCAGUGUCCGAUCCGCGGAACGUGGCGUGGCGCGGUGACAGGGAAGCAGCAGGUCCGCGGCAGCGGCCGGGCAGGCAGGGGAUGAAAUCAUCCCACCUCCCUGCUCUGCUGGGAGGUGGGGAGCGCACGGCCCUCCCUGCCCGUCUGGCAGCUCGGCUGAGUCCUCAGCGCUCAUCCCACACCCUCAGUGCUAGUCACUGCCGUGUGUUUACAUGAGUAAGGGAGCCGCCGGGGGAGGGCGGUUGUAAGCUGAGCGCACAGCCUCGCGGCUCGCAUUCGGAGGGAGGCUGACAGGCAUAGCACGACCAGACUUCCAGGGAUGUGGCCCGAGAGCAGUCACAUGCUGUAGCGUUCGCGAGCGCAGACAUCAAUCAGGCAGAUGUUUGUCGACUGGAAUGGCGCCAAAUCUUAAAGGCAGACCGCGCAAAAAGAAAACAUGCCCGCAGAGAAGAGACUCAUUCAGUGGCGUCAAGGAUUCCAACAACAAUUCCGAUGGCAAAGCCGUUGCCAAGGUGAAAUGUGAGGCCAGGUCAGCCUUGACCAAACCGAAAAAUAACCAUAAUAACUGUAAAAAAGUUUCCAAUGAAGAAAAACCAAAGCUUGCCAUUGGUGAGGAGUGCAGGGCAGAUGAACAGGCCUUCCUGGUGGCACUUUAUAAAUACAUGAAAGAAAGGAAGACACCAAUAGAGCGGAUACCCUAUUUAGGUUUCAAACAGAUUAACCUUUGGACUAUGUUUCAAGCUGCUCAAAAACUGGGAGGAUAUGAAACAAUAACAGCCCGCCGCCAAUGGAAACAUAUUUAUGAUGAAUUAGGCGGUAAUCCUGGGAGCACCAGCGCCGCCACUUGUACCCGCAGACAUUAUGAAAGAUUAAUCCUACCAUAUGAAAGGUUUAUUAAGGGAGAGGAAGAUAAGCCCCUGCCUCCAAUUAAACCUCGGAAACAGGAGAACAGUUCACAGGAAAAUGAGAAUAAAACAAAAGUUUCAGGAGCCAAACGCAUCAAGCAUGAAAUGCCUAAGAGCAAGAAAGAAAAAGAGAAUGCCCCAAAGCCCCAGGAUGUGUCCGAGGUUUCAUCGGAGCAAGAGAAAGAGCAGGAGACUUUAAACCAGAAAAAUGCCACAGAGCCUCUCCAAGCCACAGACGUAAAGAAAAAAGCGGAAGGGCAUCCGGAGGCUGCCACGAGGCCUCUGGGGUCCCGAGCAGACCUGGAAAAGGGCUGUGACCCAGACCAGGGCUCCAAGAGCGAGAAGGAGGCUGAGGAGUCGACAGAGGAGAAGCCUGUACCUCCGCUCCCGGAUGCUCCGCUGGCGCCUGAGAGGGACCCAACCCCGAAGCUCGGGGCUGCCAAACAGUCCCUCACUCCACCCAGCGCACUGGUAGACUCCAAGCAGGAAUCCAAACCCUGCUGCUUUGCAGAGAGCCCCGAGAGGGACGUCCAAGAGGCUGCCUUUCCCACCUUCCCUCCGACUCAGCCACCGCCGGCCAGCCAGAAUGAGGUGGAAGAGGACAAACUCCCUGCCAUGGCGGAUUACAUCGCCAACUGCACUGUCAAAGUGGACCAGCUGGGCAGCGACGACAUCCACACCGCGCUCAAGCAGACCCCAAAAGUCCUCGUCGUUCAGUCGUUCGACAUGUUCAAGGACAAAGACUUGACGGGGCCGCUGAAUGAAAACCACGGCCUGAACUACACCCCCUUGCUCUACUCCAGGGGCAACCCGGGCAUCAUGUCCCCCCUGGCCAAGAAGAAGCUUCUGUCCCAAGUGAGUGGAGCCGGCCUCUCGAGCAGCUACCCCUACGGCUCACCACCCCCUUUGAUCAGCAAAAAGAAACUAAUGGCGCGUGACGACUUGUGUUCUGGCUUGUCGCAGACCCACCACAGCCCAAGCACUGACCACAUAGCCGUCAGCCGGCCAUCAGUGAUACAGCAUGUCCAAAGCUUCAAGAGCAAGCCCUCAGAGGAGCGGAAGAGCAUCAAUGACAUUUUCAAGCAUGACAAGCUGAGUCGAUCUGAUGCCCACCGCUGCAGCUUCUCCAAGCAUCACCUUAACUCCCUGACGGAUUCCUAUAUCCUGAAGCAAGAAAUGCAAGAAGGCAAGGAUAAACUCUUAGAGAAACGGGCACUCCCCCAUUCCCACAUGCCCAGCUUCUUGGCAGAUUUCUACUCGUCCCCCCAUCUCCACAGCCUCUACAGACACACUGAGCACCACCUUCACAACGAACAGGCAUCCAAGUACCCCUCCCGGGACAUGUACAGAGAAUCAGAAAACAAUUCUUACCCCUCCCACAAACACCAAGAGAAGCUGCACGUCAACUAUCUUGCCUCUCUUCACCUGCAAGACAAGAAGUUGGCGGCGGCUGAUGCCGCUACGGAUGAUCAGCCCACAGAUCUGAGCCUUCCCAAGAAUCCGCACAAACCAACCGGCAAGGUCCUAGGCCUGGCCCACUCAACCCCGGGGCCCCAGGAGAGCAAAGGCGCUCCCCAGUUCCAGGUCCUAAGCAGCCAGAGUCGAGACUGUCACCCCAAAGCGUGUCGGGUAUCACCUAUGACCAUGUCGGUUCCUAAAAAAUACCCCGAGUCACUUUCGCGAUCGGGAAAACCACACCAUGUGAGAUUGGAGAAUUUCCGCAAGAUGGAAGGCAUGGUUCAUCCUAUCCUGCAACGCAAAAUGAGCCCUCAGAACAUCGGGGCUGCGCGGCCCAUCAAGCGCAGCCUGGAGGAUUUGGACUUGGUGAUUGCCGGGAAAAAGGCCAGGGCAGUGUCUCCCCUGGACCCAUCCAAGGAGGUCUCCGGGAAGGAAAAGGCCUCCGAGCAGGAGAGCGAAGGCAGCAAGGCAGCAUACAGUGGGCACGCCGGAGGCGGGGCGGAGGGCCACAAGCUGCCCCUCUCCUCCCCCAUCUUCCCGGGUUUGUAUUCUGGGAGCCUGUGUAACUCGGGCCUCAACUCCAGGCUCCCAGCUGGGUAUUCUCAUUCUCUGCAGUACUUGAAAAACCAGACUGUGCUUUCUCCACUCAUGCAACCCCUGGCUUUCCACUCGCUUGUGAUGCAAAGAGGAAUUUUUACAUCGCCCACAAAUUCUCAGCAGCUCUACAGACACUUGGCUGCGGCCACGCCGGUAGGAAGUUCGUACGGGGACCUUUUGCACAACAGCAUUUACCCUUUAGCUGCUAUCAAUCCUCAAGCUGCCUUCCCAUCUUCCCAGCUGUCGUCCAUACACCCCAGUACUAAACUGUAGGCCCGACUCUGCUCAGCGUCCCGGAACGGCGUGGCGGCCAGAGCUUCACCCCUCGCCCUGGGGUGGCGGCUUAGACAGUUAGAAGCCAGUAUUUCUUCUAAUCUGGGGGUACGAUUCAUCCCAAUGGCAGAGGCCAAGAUGUGAGAUGAACAUGCCUGAUUUUUCUGGGACAGCUCCUGCCUUGGCUGGUCGGCCUUGACUGCCCUGGCUACACGGAUGCUCUGGCACCUGUGGAUCUUUCAUUUUACAUGUGGGUCUUUGGAAAGAGCGUAUGUAUAUCCAGGAAGAACUUCGAGGACCCUAUCUGAGUUUGGUCAGGGAAACAAUCUGGGAAAAAAAAAAAAAAAGAUGGGGGCAGGCUUUUCAAAGGAAGGGGCGAGGAAGCUGGUCAACCCAUGCCAAGGGAUGCCCCUCUUAUCACAAACCUCUCUGAGGUUCAAUCAAUGCAAUGUAUAGUGAAACUUCGGUAGACCUUUCAUUUUGACACUAUUCAACAAUCCAGAGAAGUAAACACUGUUAAAUUGACUGUAUAUAUUUGCUUCUGAAAACUACCCGGAUCACUGUUUGCUCACCUAAUUUAUAUACAGGUGGUUCCAUUUUCUCCUGGUUCCUUCUUGUCCCUUUUUUUUUUAAUAUAUAUAUAUAUAUAUAUAUAUAUUUUAAUUAAACAGUAUCGCUUUUGUUGGCAGGUCUUUUUUUGUUUUGUUUUGUUUUUUAUUUUAAAAGCUGACUGUCCUCGGUGUUGAUGUGUGUUUGUCAUUUUUCCACAUCUUAUCAUUUUGAGCAGCUUUGGGUGGUCAAGUUAUUGUUUACAAAUUGAAGCAACUGAUUCUAAUGGAACAAAUGGAAGAGAAGCAGUUGAGCACACAGUCGUGCAAAGAACGUUCCUUUGCAGAUCCGCAACUUACUGAUUUUGUUCCUCAUAAACGGCAUAGUUGAAAGAGCUUAUGCACUGCUUAUCCGGCCAAAUGCUUUGCUUUGAAGUAUUGGGUUAUGUGAAAAUAUCGAGCAUUGUACUUACCUUAUCUAGGCUGUGAAACUGCCCUACAUACCAGAGGAAGCAUAAAAACAAAAACCUCACUGGCAGCAAGCUGCUGAAUAAGAGUCUAGAGGACAUAUUUGUGGGCUGCACAGAUAUCUUAGGAAUUUUGGAAAUUACAACAGGAGCCAAACUGAUUGACAUUGAUGUUGGCCCUGAUCCUUUUCAGUGGUCUGGGAAAGGGGACUGGGAAGGGGUCCACCUUGGCUAUCCAGCAGAGAAGGAGCAGCUGAAGACCCAACCCUACAGCUUCUCUGGGUGUUGGGCUGUUGAGUCAUGUACAAUCACAUUGUCUCUAUCUACUUGAUUGCUUGUCAUUCCCCAGAAGAAUCUGCUAGGCCUCUUCUUGGGGGAUAAUUGACACAUUGGGUGAGCUAUUUCAAAAGUCAUCCUGUUAGGGAUUAUGGGGCCUGGGUUUGGUGUGACUAUAUACAUCACAGGUGUCAUGAUGUUGAUCACCCGACAAUAUAGUCUGCUUUAUGGUUUCUUGUCUCAUUGGAAAUCAAUGGUCAGGCUGUACAAGCAGCCAGAAGAUGUGGGGGAUAUCUGUGGUCAUUCUUGCCACUCUAUUCCACUUCCUGCCAAAAUGUAACAUCAAGGCGGAUGUGUUUUCUAGGUGUCUGAAAAAUGGAUCAAUACGGAGAGUGGAUUGUGUUUCCAAGUCCCAUCCCUGCUAAAGGUUGCUUUGAUGAACUCCUCAGCCCACUUCCCCCAGACCCCAACACUACCAGUAGGCUUUAGGACCAUAGUUAACCAAGUCUUUUACCUCUGAGAUAUUUAAUUCUACAGAAAUUGAUGACAAUGUUCAACUUCUAAGUAGGUAACUCACUGCAAAAUACUCUAAACUGGUAACAAUGAAACUGCGGCUCUGACACAAAGCCAUGCAUGCCGUGCAUUUGUAUUGAAACGUCUCCAUGAUAUGAAGCCAAAUAUUCCAUGUAGCAUACUUAAUAUCCAAAGGUGGAAACAAAAAGAAUGUAGAGAUCCAGUGUUAAGAGUUCCAUUUGCUUCAAUUAAUUAUUUACCUUCCUGUGGAAUAAUAAUAAUAAUAAUAAUAUAUUUAAUAGAACCAUAGAUAGACCAGUAGAAUUUAGAUUAUAAAUGUGUGAGUGCAGAUUAUCCUGCUAUUGCACAAGAUGGAGAGGGGGAAAUCUCAAUUCCAGCGGGCAAAAUGCUGGCCAGGACACAGAGACACGAAAGUUGCACUAGAAUGAAUGGUCACAGAACCGGAGGACGUGGAGAAAAAUAAAUAAAUAAAUAAAACGAAACUCCGAUGCUUCUGCAACAGACCUGGGCUAGAAUGGUACAUGGUUUCUCUGAGUUUGUUUCUCAAAGAAAAUGGGGACGAUCUGUCCCCCCCAUGGAGUUCACCUAUUCAUUUGGAAUACAGCACGUUUGUUUUCCUCCCUGCCAUGAUUUUAGCCUGUUUCGCCAUGUUGGAAUUUGAUCACACCGUUUUCAAACAAUGUUAACAUAGUGCACCUUUUGUUUUUCACAUCUCUUCUGAGAGAAAGCUCACUGUUUCUGUCUGAGGAAGCUCAUACCCUCAGCAAAACAUCAGGACAAAUAAAGAGAAAUGGGUAUACGUUCUGGACAGAAGCAGUGUGUUACUUGUUUUAAAACUCCGAACAGAGAUCUUGGAAAUCUUUCAAAAAGACCAUUGAAUUCUUCAUUGGCUGAGAACUACAUUUUAAAAAGUCUUAAAUAGGGCUUUGUUUGCAUUGUUUGAGUUCAAGGGGCCUUAUUAUUGAAUGGAAUUGCACAAGCCUUUCUUUGUGCAAUCAAACCAUUGUUAUUGGUAGUUCUAUAAAGGAAACUGUAGAAUCUAAUUGGCAAUGGAGUCAUAAAUCUAUUUACUGAGUGUGGCUUCCAAGAAAUGUUGCAAUUCAAAAUGCACUAAGACCAUGAUUUAUUGGAGAUUUAGAGAUUCUAAAAAAUAGUUUUAAAAAAUCGUUUUCAUGCAAUUUCUGGUUUAACUUUUGGCAACACAACAUUAAAAAAAAAAAGCCCAACUGAGUUUCAGAAUUAAAUAUUCUAGUGACUCGAACUUGUAAUAUUUGCCACAGGACUGACUUAUUUAUUUACUAGCUAGAUGCUGUUAAGUUCACUUGUUUAUCAGGGCAUACACAGAAAGGUUUGUUAAAACUCAGUGUUGACGUUACAACUUUCUGACCUGGUGCAUGAAUUCUCAAGUACUGUAUUUCACUGUGUUGGUGUGUCUGAUGGAAAUAUCGAGGUGGUCCCACUAAAAUAUUUUAUGUAGUGUGCCUUCAAAGAGAAUCAUUUAUUUCUCUUCACUUGUUGUCACAUGGAGUCACAUUGGGUGGUGGUCAGCCAAGUCCUAUCUGGUCUGGUUUUACUCUUGUCCCAAUUUCAAAGAGAAAUGGGAGUGAUUUCGCCCUGGUGAGACCUACACCAUUGCAAUGAUUGCCUUGAGCAUUUAAACUCCAGUGUUGGCUGUUGAUGUAUUUGAUAUUCUGCUUGUCUCCCCAUGGUUGAAAUAUGUCUGAAGAAUAGCAGCAUAAUCUCUUGGCUGUUUAUAAUUUUUUAAACUUUCCUGUGUUGUAAAUAUUGUAUACUUUUGGUGAUUCCAGCUAUGUAACCUCUAUGCUCUGUAAGGUGAUUUUUUUUUGUAUAUAGCAACAUGGCCCAGUGAUAUUAUAUAGUUUCCCAAUGGAGAGGUUAUUGAGUAACCUUUGCAUUAGUUAAAACACUACCAGAAGAACGCUGAGCCAACUAUAAACACUCAAUUUUGUAUGUUUUCCAAAUUGUACUUAUUACUGCUUUUGAUACUGUAUUACGUGCCAAUAGUUUCCCAAUCACAUAGCAGGCAAGAGAUAUUUUGUACUUUUUGAUCCACUGUAAUAUUUAAUAAAAAAUGUUACUAUCUGUU
This is a messenger RNA of Ochotona curzoniae (black-lipped pika), 12668 nucleotides long. RefSeq names its product AT-rich interaction domain 5B (gene ARID5B). The transcript is spliced from 7 exons. The record is from RefSeq and is a predicted model, not a curated record. Lineage: Eukaryota; Metazoa; Chordata; Mammalia; Lagomorpha; Ochotonidae. Gene Ontology annotation, biological process: regulation of transcription by RNA polymerase II. Gene Ontology annotation, cellular component: nucleus. Bases 5899 to 8736 code for a protein of 945 amino acids. Gene Ontology annotation, molecular function: transcription cis-regulatory region binding.